AUGGCUCAAGUGACGAGAACUGCAGUGGAUCUAAUGUUCAACAUACUUCUUUCCAUGGCAAAGGAGGGCACCUCCGAUUGCCCACAGUUCACAACUCCAGGACGAUCAAGUAGAGAUAAUCUCAUAAAUACCGUUUAUAAAUUGCAUCGAACGCGGUUACGCAUUCUCGAUCCAUACAGGAAGUUAAAAAACGCACUAAAGCAGCUUCAAGAAGACUACCUCAAAUCGAAAGAUUCAAAUCCGAUUAUGCGGUAUAUGAAAUUGCAGCAAAGCGUAAGAGAAGUUGUAAUUAUGGAGAAACAGUAUUGGAAGUUGCUUGAUAUACCUAUUCAAGACGGGGCAGAAGAUUCAAAUGAAUACGUUGUAAGGAUAAUCCAUUUACUCGAAGAAACAUCGUCAGUUCCACCAUCUGGUGGAAUAAGUGCUCUUCUCAGUUCAACAAUGAUGGGACGAAGUGUUGAAACUCGAGUCGAUCAAAGUCUUUAUGACUCAAUAAAAAGUCGAAAAACGGAAGAACUUCAAAAGGACUGUGAAAACAUGUAUGCCCAACUGUAUAAAUUGAUAAAGAAGUACCAAGGUCUAAGGAGGAUUAUUAAGGAACUACACGACAAGUACGAUGCAUCUAGGAUGUACCCUAUCGUUCCACGAUAUCCUAUAUUGAAGAAAAUGAUAAAAUCAGCUUUAAGAGCUCCCGAAUUUGCUGAUAUUUGCCAUGAACAAACGGAAUGA
Messenger RNA from Necator americanus (New World hookworm), 729 nucleotides. RefSeq lists its product as uncharacterized. Lineage: Eukaryota; Metazoa; Nematoda; Chromadorea; Rhabditida; Ancylostomatidae. Bases 1 to 729 code for a protein of 242 amino acids. The transcript has 8 exons. The record is from RefSeq and is a predicted model, not a curated record.